Naegleria fowleri is the source of this 399-nucleotide messenger RNA. RefSeq lists its product as uncharacterized. The coding region runs from base 1 to 399 and encodes 132 amino acids. Lineage: Eukaryota; Heterolobosea; Eutetramitea; Acrasida; Naegleriidae. The transcript has a single exon. The record is from RefSeq and is a predicted model, not a curated record.
AUGGAUUUAUGGGGUGAAUUGAGAAAAUUUGAAAAGCACGUCAUUCUACCAGUGGCUCAUACAGUUAGAGAGCCAUUUCAUCAAUUAGAAAAACAUGCGAUUCGUCCAGUCGCUCAUGCCAUCACUGGAAAGAAGAGAGAAACUGUGACUGUCCGUGUGGUCAACUCUCAAACGGAAACGAUUGCAACCCUUCAAGUGGAUGUUCCAGAAAAUUCAACUCUUUCCACUGCUGCAGAGGUUCCUUCAUGUACUUCUCCACAAGAUCAUCAUUUAGUACCUUGUGAAAAUGUUGUAACCGUGUUUCCACAAGUGAAUGUAAGACCUCAGCCAAUGGUAAAUUGUGUACUAAAUGUGGAAGGUUCUUCCCUGAUGAUCAAUGAUUGGAAUCAUGUAAUAUAG